Messenger RNA from Drosophila mojavensis, 4215 nucleotides. RefSeq names its product ras-like protein family member 10B. The record is from RefSeq and is a predicted model, not a curated record. Lineage: Eukaryota; Metazoa; Arthropoda; Insecta; Diptera; Drosophilidae. The transcript is spliced from 8 exons. Gene Ontology annotation, molecular function: GTPase activity; GTP binding.
AUUCGAAGCCAGUCAAAAAUGGUCCACCGACGCGACAUGAACCGUCAGCAGCUUCCGCAGCCGCAGCCUUGUUAGCCUCGGAAACCAAACUCGCAAAACGUCGAAAUGGCUGCAUAGGGGACGCACGUGCUUGUUGUAGUCCUUUGUUAAUUGCGACGAAUUGAAUCAUGCUAUAGACAGAGAAAAAGGUCGCCCCGAAGAGACAGCCACGUGACAGUAACAAUAACAAUAACUAAACGAGACCCUUAAGCUUUGACCCUUCAGCCAACCGAUGGCAGCAGUUCUAUUCCCGCAAUCCUCUCCUGUUUAAACAAUAUUCAAAAAAAAAAAGAAGCAAUAAAAAAGAAGGAAUAUAUUGUGCUGCUGCCAGCAUUAGACGAGUGCCAACUGAAGCUGCCACGGCCAAGCAACGCCGACAACAAUACGAAACGUUAAAUAAAAGACAACAAUAACAGCAACAACAGCAGCAAACACAAUAACAAUCAAAUGCAUAAUGAUGAUGGAUUAUCUGCUGUGUUGCUAUCCCUGUGCAAAGCAAAAACAACACUCGCAGCAUCAACACCAACAGCAACAGCAACAGCAACAACAACUAAAACUACAAUAGCAACAACAAUAAUAGCAACUGCAGCUUCGCGGAACUAAAAGUGCAAGUCCAAGCUGCACUAAAGUAUAAAUAAAGAAUGUAUUUGGAAUCACGAAGAGGUCAUACAUAUUGAAGCUAUGCCUUUUUGUCCAGCAGCCCACAGUUGGACUAAAUCGAUAAUUAAUUAAAAUAUAUUUAAUUAACCAAUAUAUUAGUAGUAAAGAAAUCAAACUGGCGUCGUUCAAGCGGAAUAACGACAAUAUUCGCAAUUACAAUAGCAAUAUAAUGUGGAGUAGUACAAUAUCACCAACAAAUUCUAAGAAGCUAUUGAUCGGUAGUACAAGAAGCGUUGAUUAUGUCGGUGAUAGUGCGAGAACAACAACAGCAACAGCAAAAGCAACAACAGCAGCAGCAGCAGCAGGAUUCAAUAAUAAAGCAACAGGAGCAGCCAUUAAAGGAGCAACAGCUAAAUCGCAGCAAAGGACAACAACAGCAACAACAACCCCAGCAAAAACAACAAAAAUCUCAAUUGAAAUGGAGAUACAUAUACAAAACAAGUGCAUUUCGGCAUAGCGUAUCACUCUGGAGGGUGGUGCAGAGCCCCCAUGGCUGCAGGGCCCCCUUAAAGCAGCAUUUUUGGGGGCUUCUGGCGUCGGCAAAACAAGCAUAUUACAGCAAUUUUUUUACCAUGACUUCCCCAAGACUCAUCAAACGACAACUCAUCGCAAAAUUUACAAAAACUGUUUGGUCUGCGACACCUGCAUACGCGAGCUGAUGGUACUGGACGUUCCUCCCCAGAAGCGAUUUCCAGCUGACAACUUUGCUGAAUGGAAUAAUGGACAUCCGCUGGGGCUGCGAACGGUGCACGCCUAUGUUUUAGUCUAUGACAUGGGUAAUCUGGAAACGUUUCAGUACUGCCGCUCCAUAAGAGAUCAAAUCUUGGAUAGUUUCAGUCAUCGUGAUUUUAGCAUAAUUGUGGUGGGCAAUAAAUAUGACAAUGUCUCAGAGGCGCAGGCUAACUCGCAGGAGCUUAAAGACAUUUCUACGCUGGUGCGCAAGCAUUGGCGUUGUGGAUACGUAGAGUGCUCGGCACAAUACAACUACAAAAUCGGCGACGUUUUUCGAGAGCUAAUGGGCUGUAGCAGCGGAGGCGUCAAUGGCGCAGCUGUCGGCGUUCUUGUUGGCACUGAAUUCUCACAAUCAACUAGGAAUAAAGGACGCUGUACAAUACUGUAGCAAAUGCUGCACAAGUUUUUUAAACAAACACCUUACUCGAACGCAUGAUACCCAAAAGAUUUUCCUUUCUGUACCCUGAACCCUUUAAAAAAUUGCCAAAAAAGGUUUUAGUUUUUUCUAUAAAUGGAUGCAACCGACGAAAAACGACGUGAACGAUGAUAUAUGGUAUAUAUGGUCUUGAUCAGGAAUGAGAAAUUUAAAAUAUAUAUUCUUUUUAUAUAGUACAGUUAUUUAAUAUCGAUAGACAUACAUAUAUAUAUUUUUACGUUUUCAAAGACGAUAAAAGUUAGAAGCACAAAAUUCGAAAUGAAUACACAGACUGAAGAAUCUAAAUAUAUAUAGUAUUGUAGAUAUAUAGAUUCUUCCCUUCAUAGCCCUCGAGAUUUAAAUGACGUUGUUCACUUAUAUACUCGCACACCAUUGACUGCUAUAUAUGUAUAUUCCCUUUAUGCACGAAUAUCAGAAAAGAUAAGCCGAAGAUAUUCGAAAACUCUCAUGCCCGUGCUCAUGUGUGAGUGUGUGUAUAUCUGUGCCUGGGCUUACGGGUGUAACAGUAGCUUAGUGAAGUGGUCAGGGUAUCCCCUAGUCGGUCAUUCCCGACGGCAGCACACUUGCUUGCUUUCGGCUGAGCUGGGCCGCGGGGGUCAUUUGGAAUUCUCUUAAGCACAGUAACAGCGAAAGUCCCUUUCAAAUGCUUGCUGGUGCAUAUUUUAUCAUAAAUUUAUAUACUCUCAUAUAUAUAUAUGUAUAUGUAUAUAUAUAUAUAUGAUACACAUAUUACAUUUAGUUCUCGACACACUUUUCCCCUCUCCGCCUUGCCCACGCCCCAUUAUCAUUGUUGGCCAUUGUCUCUGUUAGCCUUUGUUUGCCAUAAUUUGAACAUUAUGCUCGCUACUUUAUCUAAGCCAAGCGUGAGCCAAGCUGCAUUCAUUGCAUCGUUGUUUAUUGCGGCUCUCAGCUGCAACGUUUACAAUUUUGGUGCAUUCGCAUUGGCAAGUGUAAAUUUUUAUUGAAUAACCGCAACAUAUUUGACAUAUACAGUCAUUAGAAGAAAAAGAAAAACACAAAAGAUAACCAAAUUAUAUAAAAAGCUGCCAAUAAAUACAUAGCUUGAGUUAAAAAUUAUAUAUAUUCUUUUUUGUACGUAAUAGGUAAAUAAUCCCACCAUAAUUUACAAUACAUUUUAUGAGUAUAGAAAUACAAAUAUUGUUAAUGAAAACAACAGCGAUAAACCCCAAAUCCAUCAGUAUAAAUGGUAUACUUAUACGGUAGCUAUCUAUAAGCAAAAUAGUAUAUAUAUAUGUAUAUAUACAUGUACGUAUAUAUAAAUUCAUUAACGUUGUGAUCAUUUCAAGAAUUAGUUAUUAGGCACAGGACGACGAUAGAUAUGUUAAAGUCAAGUAAAAACCCUCUUAAAUAGUAAAUAAUUAAAUAUAUGACAAAUACUUAAAUGAUUUUAAGAAUUGCUCAUGUUUUAGAAAUUGUUUUAAUGCAGCAAUUAAUCUGGCAUAAAAGCAAAAAAGAAAGAAAAAGAAACCAGUCCGUAAGAUUGUUAAGCUUGCUAUUCAUUUACUAAACUUGUUUUCAUUUAAAAAAUUAGAGAAAGGCAUUUCGUAUUUUUAGAAAAUAUUGUAAGGGAAGAAAAUAUAAUAACAAUAAUUGUUGCCUUAAAACAAUUUCUUUGUUAUUUAAAUACCUUACCCGAAGUGACGCAGAGCUAAGAAUUAACAUAGUUGAGUAUGAAAUGAAUAAAUCAAAUAAUUUAAGCAUCAAGCCUUAAAACCAAUGCGACCCAAAAGUUAUUUCUUAAUAACCGAUUAAUACUAUUAUUAAGGUUGCAAUUUUAUAAUGCGCACAAGAAACAAUUGUUUUAUAUUACGAAUGUUAAGAUCCAAUUCAGAUAUUUAAAAGCUAUUAUUUAAAAGGGAAUAUAUAUACAUAUAUGUAUAUAUAGUAGUAAAUAUAUAUGUAUAGUUUGUCGUAGUCAGAGAAUAUUGACUAGCUAACUAGGUAGGUAACUCUUAAGUUUCCACAAUAAAAUUGCUGACAUUUACUAUUUUCACAAAACAAAUCUACUAUGUCUCUAUACCGAACUCUUUCUUUACCUCAACAAAACUCGAAAGAUAAGCAAUCAAGUCUGACUUUGUACAUAGAGAUUUCAAGAAUUUUCGUAAAUUGCAAUAUUGUUAUUAUAUAAAGCAAACACAAACUAAACCACACAACACAAAACUACACUCCACUACACUACACUACACUAUACUACACUAUACUAGACGACACGAUACGUACUUACAUUUGAUCAAUGUUUACAGCAAUAUAUAAUGACAUUUAUGUAUGUACAUUAAAAAAAAAAAACCAAAAUCUAGUCAGUCUACACAUAUUAUUAUAUAAAUAUA